AUGUUCAGGAAACGGUAUCACGAGGAACUAGCCCGUCUCCAGAAACGAACCCUUGCGAUUCACGAAGUAGCUUCACAGGAUGGCGAGGACGCAGAGUUGAAGAGCACUGGGUCCACAGACCAGGCCUCUGAAUUGGAGGUGACGAUGUCAGCGCCGAGACAUGGUGACUGCGCUGCCUCCACUACUUCCUAUCAAACUGCCCACAGCUUUCUUUCUCCCUCGACAACCACUCCCACUUCUCCUGCUUUCCACACUCCUAUUGUGCAUUUGCAGACCCCUUCCGUCCUCGAUAUCUCUGAAGAACAUGAGCCAAGCAGCAUACUUGAGAACCCUACCUCGACUGGAAACAUCCACACAUCUCCUUCUCAGGGCAAGAGUCCUCAAGAUAUCGACCACGGCACCUCCAUCAUGGAAGCCAUAUCUCACACCCCUGGAAAUAUCUACAAGAACCACGAUAUCCAUCCUUCUGAAGAGAAACAACAACACGAUCAUACCAGCAUACCAGAUCUUCUCGAAGAGAGCAACAUCCAAGCUGAGCAGACUGAGACGAGCACAAACAUUAAGCCGUUCAAACAGUUCACAGACCUUCGCAAGGAAUCGCGGACUGAACCGACUACACAACCAGCAGACAGCAACCUCAAGCUUGAGCAGAGAAACACCAACGACGAGGAAAGCCAGUCGGACACUGAAGUUUCGAUCACUACUGCGACACAAGCCGGCGAAGAGCCAGAGUCCAGCAUGAUGUUUGAAACAAAGCCCCUUUCGAAGAAGGCAAAGAUAAAGAAAUUGAAGAAGAGUCGUAAGAGGAGAUUUCGAGGCAAGAAGCAUCGCGCUUCAGACAACUCGCCAGACAAUGCUUCGAAGUCUGAUACCGAGACAGAUGAAGAAAGCGAACACGAUGAGGCGGCGGAUUCCCCGCGGGCUUCCCAAGUCCAGUUUGAGACCAGCCAUCUAGCCCCAUUGUCCGAAACAUCUCCUGGACCAUCAUCUGCUAUCAAGAAAGGCAAAGGCACGAAGCGCAUUUCGAACAUUCUUAUCCCGGUUCUGCAGAAGUCAUCUACUGCAACCGAGGGACCAUCGCCGCCAUCUGAUCCCAAAACUGUCCCACAAGGACAAGAUCUGGUCCGUGAGGACCGUGAAACGAGAACGACACCCACAUUGACGGCGUCACCAGAAGAAGCCACGCCAUCGUCAACCACCACACUACUAGCCACCCGCGGUGAUGACGCCCCGACGUGCAGCCCAUCCAGGGGCAUGGGACUUAGCCAGGACAAACCCAACGCAGCAGGCGGCUACCUGAUAAUCCAAACGCCGCCGGGGUUUGUCUGGGAGCUGACUUCCGUCAGCUUCCCAUGCGCCAAGAUAGACUGCCGUCAGGCGUCUAACCUGUGGGAUGGCCAGUCGGUGAUCUGCCCGAAGUGUGGGCCGUACUCCCUGAUCCGCUACUGUGGAAGGGAUCACCUUCGAGAGGACGUGUCGCAGCACUGGAACCACUGCGACAAAUACUCGUUCCAGCAUCCCUGCGUGCCGGGGUCUGUCCCACCGGAAGUUUUGAGCGGAUCGCCUCAACUUCCAUGCCGCCACCGGUGGGACAGCCCUGAACGACAUCGCCAAGCGAUGUUGUUUAGCACGGCACGCAGGGAGGACAGCGACUACGUCCUCUUUGCGGAGUGGCCCCUCGCUACCGCCGCCGGAGGUGAUUCUAGGGAGUACAGGCGUCGUUGUUCGCCUCAGGCGUUCCUUGCGGUUCGGUGGGCCGAUCCCGUGGCGAGAGAUCGGUUUCGCCGAGUGCUGGCGAUCUGCCUUUUCUCAGCCCUCGAGGUGCAACCCCUCGUUGGCUUCAUGUUCCGUCUUGUGCGCGACAACCUCCACCUUCGGGGCCUCUGGUCUGUGGAGGUUGACCACAUGCUGCGAUCUCAGAUUCGUCGCGAGCAUGGCGUCAGCCUCCAGCCGCCCAUUAAGGGACAGCACCAUGCCUCCGAGGCGGAGUGGGUUGGUCUCGACACUCGUUCCCGUCGAGACCCAACCUACGUGAACGACAUCCCGCUCUUGGGCAGCUUGGGAGGUGGGUUCCGGCGCCUGUGCGACCUGAUGGAGUCCCGGUUUUGGAUUCUGCGGGCGAGCCGGACCACCCACCCUUUUGUCCAGAGUGUGGAUGCUCGGACGCGUGGAGAGGGUUUCGUGGGGGUCCGGGGAGAGGAGCGCCGGACCUUCCGACGGGGUGAGGGUUGGGAUGGUGCCGGGACAGGACCUCUGGAGCUCGAGGCGGAGCCCUAG
Molecule: messenger RNA, 2277 nt
Organism: Penicillium lagena
Lineage: Eukaryota; Fungi; Ascomycota; Eurotiomycetes; Eurotiales; Aspergillaceae
Exons: 3
Coding region: 1-2277 (758 amino acids)
Source: RefSeq, a predicted model, not a curated record